UUGCUGAAUGCAAGCAAUGCACUUUUCUAAUCAUAACAUCACAACAAUCUGCGCUGAUUCUCUGAUUCUCGUAAAUUAAAUUCGAAUUUAUUUAAAAAAAAAUCAUUAUUCAUUUGACAAUCAUCUUAACCUUUAUAUUAUUUCAUAAUUAUGCUCAUACAAUUGUAAUUAUUUAAAAAAGUUGUUGAUUUGUUAUUUUUUUCUUUUACACUAAACUCUCAAGAGAGGUUACAAAAUCAGUUGAAUGACAUCAAAAAAUGCCGGGAAAAAUAAAAGUAAAGAUAUUAGCAGGAAGAAAUUUGCCUGUGAUGGACCGAUCAGGCGACACAACGGAUGCUUACGUUGAAAUAAAAUUUGGAAAUACGACCUACAAGACUGAUGUAUGCAGAAAAUCAUUGAAUCCUCAGUGGAACACCGAGUGGUACAGGUUUGAAGUUGAUGAUGCUGAGUUGCAAGAUGAGCCGCUGCAAAUAAAGCUUAUGGAUCAUGAUACUUACUCGGCUAAUGAUUCUAUUGGCAGAGUUUAUCUCAAUUUAAAUCCUUUACUGCUACCAGGACAUCCGUUGACUAUUAAAAAUAUAUGGACAUUGGAAGCUACUAUGAAUACUAGCGCUGGUGCUCAAGGAGGCUCUGUUAUGACUGGAUGGAUACCUGUUUAUGAUACGAUGCACGGUAUCAGAGGAGAAGUUAACAUCAUCGUAAAAGUCGAGUUAUUUUCAGACUUUAAUAAAUUCAAACAGUCGUCUUGUGGAAUUCAGUUCUUUUAUUCGCCAAAUGUACCUCACGGAUAUCAUGCCCAAGUAAUUCAUGGCUUUGUAGAAGAAUUAGUGGUCUCAGAUGACCCGGAAUAUAAAUGGAUUGACAAAAUUCGUACUCCUCGGGCAUCUAAUGAGGCAAGACAGACAUUGUUCUUCAAACUUAGCGGUGAAGUUCAAAGAAAAAUUGGUUUAAAAGCCAUGGAUCUAGGUGGAAAUGCUGUAAUUGGAUAUGUGCAGAAUUUUGAUUUGGAAGGGGAGUCUGGAAUCGUUGCCCGUGGUAUUGGAACUGCAGUUACGAUUAUUAAAUUUCAGGAUCUUACUCAGUCAUUAAUUGAAACUCCUGUUAUCGACGACCUCGCGUGUGUGCACCUAAAAAAUCACAUAGAAUUAUCUGAGAGUGACGAUAGUUUGCCAUUACUUUCUUCCUCGCCAAAUCGCAGUCCCAUAAAUCCUUUAAAUUUCCCAAACGUAAAACUCCAGAUGACUCAAGUGGGUAAUAAAUUUCCGAAAAGUGGUCAAGAGCGAGAAAGAUUAUCAACUUAUCCACGUCAAUCUGUUAAAGUUAAAGAAUUCAAAGCAAUCGCUAUGAAAGCGCGUCAAUUAUCUUUGCAACACAGCCCAGUACCGAGUUUACGUAAAUGCAGCACCACUUCAUCAACUCAAUCGAUAUCCGAUGACUUGAUAACCGAGUCGUCGGUCAAAAUGAUGUUAGCGCUAGAAGAUAUGCGUGGUGAGAGCACUUCAGUAUUUUCACGUGGCUUAAAAAAUCUAAAAUACUUGCCUAAGCGAGUGAUACAAAUGAAGAGCAAGCUUUCGGAUUCUCUUGACGAUGAAAGUGAUCAAGAUAGUACUUACUCUAGCAAUUGGUCUGUUGUCGGGUCUGAUUCGGGAAGAUCUUCAAUCACUGACUUCAGACAGUCAAUGAGACGUAAAAAGUUUACCCAUAAGAAAAAUCUUUCUGAAGGUAGCAUGGCCGCUAUGCUAAUUCGAUCUGUUCAUACGGGGUUCCUUGAUAGUGUUAGAGAAGAUCACGAGACUCCUGCUCCAUCACCCGUUAAUUUACUGACUAAAGAUAAUGAACAUUCUAAUGAACUUUUGGACAGUCCAGAUGAAGCCGUACUUGAGUUGAAAUCAAUCAAAGAAGAAAUAAUUAAACUUACAGUUGAAAGCGAGUUUAGUAAAGCAAAGAAAAAGAAAUCUUUUAAAUAUAAAAAACGUAGACCUAUGAUUUCAUCGUCUGAAACAGAUACUUCGACCUCAGAUGAUGAUGAUCCAUCGGAAUCUAGUACUAAUUAUAACAUUCUUGAUGACUCUUCUGUUACUGAAACUAUUGAACCUAAAGAGAUUGAAAUUGACCAGAAGAAUAAUUUAAAAAUUAAUGAAUUGUUUGAUUUUGAUGUUAAGAUUUCGGAAAAAAAUUCUAGGAAAGAAAAAGACGAGAUUAUAAAUACUGAUGCAAAGCUUAAAAUCUUAGAUAAAGUACAUCAAGAUUCUUUGCCAGAAGGUUUGAUUCUUGACCUCGAUGGAACUAAUGACACAUCUAUUUCUUCAGUCCCGUCAACUCCUGAAAAAGCUGUUGAAAUUUCACCCGAAUACGCUGUACUGACAAAAGAACCCACUCCGACGAAUUUAAAAACCUCUUCUAAUUUUAAAUUGAAACUUGUGGGAAAGCAAAGUCGUUUUGAUGCUUCGGCGGAAGGUGUAUUGAUUCCUACGGGAGGAAAUGAUAAAAAUGAUUCAGUUUUAAGCGAAUCUAUUUUACCAGUUCCUGAAUUAUUCGCAUCAGUUGAACCUUAUAUGGAAAGUUUAUUGCAACCGCUGAUAGAUUUAAAUUUAGACAGUGAUGCUGGUUGUUCUGUUGAGACUUCAGUGGAACUAGUGGAUAAAAAUAAUGAUAAUGAAGAAGUUUCUAACGCUUCUAACCCUUCUGAGAAAACUAUUGUUAUUGAUAUGCUAAAUGAGCCAGAAGUUUUAUCAAUUUCCGAAAUUAAUUCUGAUUUUGAAGCAAAACUAGAUAAAGUCAUUAAUUUUGAGUCUGGAGAAAAAGAAGAGAUAGAUGAUCCUGAUAUUAAGCUGGAGGAAAAUAAAGUUAAUUCUGAGUUUAAACUUGAAGAAGAAACAACUCAGAAUAAUUUAGAAUUUAAAGUAAAAGAAGAAUUAUCGAAUUCUAAAUUUAAAUUUGAAGAAGAAGUAAAUUUAGAAUUUAAAUUUGAUAAAGAACUAGUGAGUCUUUCACCUCAACUUGAAAAUAAAAUAAUAAAUCCAGUGCCUAAGCGUGAAGAAAUAAUAUUGGAUCCAUUACAAGGUCCUUUACCUUGCAAAAAAUAUUUAACCCAUUCAGAAUCAUUGGAUUCUCAAAAUUCUGAAGAAAAGAAAGAAAAAACAUCAAAAAAAGUUUCAAGAACAGACACCGUAAUCUACCGAGGCCCGCUGAGAGAAAAAGACAAGCCACAUAUGAAAGUUAAAUCUCAAGCAGAAAAACCAAAAAAACCUCUUCCUCCAACGCUCGUUCUAGCUCCGCCAGUAAUAGUGUCAGAGUGCGACCCCAAUUUCCUUCAAGUUCCGAUGUUCGAUACCAAAGACAUAAAUGUUCGCAGUCCAUAUCCUUCUCCUCCAAUAAAUCCUUCAUAUCCCCAAGAACCUGUUUACAAAAUCGAGACUCAAAAUCCGGAAAUAUUUAUGGCGCAGUUCAAUGAAAAAUUCAAUCGAAAGUUUCGUCAGCAUGCAAUGCUGGACUUGAUGAAAUUAAUAGACACAAAAAUGAUGGUUCAUCGCCGAGAUUCGACCAAAAGUAAGAGACGUCGUCGAGACCGUGUUAAUUUCACGUCGACACCUUCACCUGAUUCUUUACACCGAGGAAAACGUCGACACUCUUCAAGAUCACGAUCUCCUGAGUCGCAUCACCACCAUCAUCACCAUCACCACCACCAUCAUCAUAACCACCACAGCCAUCACAACCACCACAGUCAUCACAAUCACUCGACUAAUCUUCAUGGUAGCCACUCGGGUGCUCAUAUAUCGUCAAUGUCGUCGCCUCCGUCGAGUCCUUCAGUAGUUUCCCUUAAAAAGACAGCCUCGUUUUAUGAGCUUCAUGACAAUAUGCCGCGUGUUAUCACUCCUCAUCCCUCAUUCGACACUAACAGCCACAGUAACAAUCAGUCGCCUCGCACUUAUUCGAAAGAAAAAAUAAUACCGCAGACAAUAAUUGAAAAUUUAAAUGAACACCUUGAUGAAGAUUCGCAGAAGCUUAAACAUAAAACAGCAACUAAACAAUUGUCUGCGAGUAAUCAUGUUAAAAUAAUUACUUCUAAUCCUAAUCCUAAUGAAACAGAAUCAAUACCAAUGAGCGUAAUUCCACCAAAAAUUCAGCAAUCAAAUGUUAAUGUUAAUAAUGAUGUUAAUAUUAAUCCUAAUACUAGUAAAUUAUUAAUCCCCGCGGAAUUAGAUCCAUCUGUGCAUAAAAGUCACAGCGAAGGUAGUUUAGGAAAGUUAAAUAAUAAAAAUCAUUCGGCUAAAACUAAAAUUACUAACAAUGCUAAUUUAACUGACCCGUGUGUGCCUUGCCCGCCUGUCUGUCUUAGACCACCUCAGCAGCAAAUUGAACCAGCGACAAGUCCAGUUCAUAAUUCAUCAGGACUACCAGGUUCUGUUGGAACAAAAGUAACCAAUUCACCGGCCAGUAAAGUUCCUUUGCAUCGCCGCUCUAGCGACUCUGAUCUCAGCAUCACACCCAAAGGAUUUUGUAAAUUCUUUCACAAACGCAAUUCAUUGGUGUGCAAUGAAAAAACUACUGUGCAUUUGAAACCCUCGACUGCAAUUGUCAGAACGAUGAAUCAGGAUGCUUUGGAGAUGCUGGAGUAUCCAUUUAUUACCAUGCAACACUAUCCGCCAGGAUUUGUAUUAAAUUUAGGGGGAUUGGUCAGUUCAAGAUCUGUAAAAUUAAUUGAUAGAAUAAGUAAUCUUGAGGAGCCAGAAGGUCGUGACGCUUGGUGGACGGAAAUAAGAAUGGAAGUAAGAUCUCACGCGCGUGCUUUAGGCUGCAAUGUUGUUUUGGGUUACAAAGAAGAGAUUAGUAUAUGUGAUGACGUGUGUGUCUUAAACGCUUCUGGAACGGCUGCAGUGAUAAAUUUGCUCAACACAAAUCAAGAUCAAGACGUUUUGCUCAAUAAAAAUCAGCAACCGAUCACAAACGCCAAUGAAGGUGAUAAAAAUAUGCACAAAUCCAUAUCAACAAAUAAAAACGAAAAAAUAGACGACAACGCGAAUAACGGACAACUAAUACAAACAACAGGCCGUGUUAAGCGUACUUCCGAGAGCAAUGAUAAUGAAAUACCAUCUAUGCCGUUCAACACUGCUUGCAGUUUAUGUCAUUUGCCUUACAAUAGUCGCAGUGUUCCUCUCAAGGUUCAAAUGUCAAAGUGCGGUAUUUGUAAGCGCGCCAAAGUCCCCGAUGUAUUGUUUACGACAAUAGAACUCCCUGAGAAUAUACCAAUUACCGGAAGAGGAGUAUUUAUAGAGGCUACUGUUUGCAAAAUAAAACGGGAUGUAAGGGGCGAAUUGAAUGCUAAGGAAAUAUCAGACUGUUUGCCGUUUUUAGAGUAUGAAUUGCAUAGUUUACUGAUAAAUAAGCUCAAACUUAAAGGUAUGAAUGCUGUUUUUGGUUUAAAAGUUCAAGUUGAUAUUGGGGAACGUGUUGUGAUGGGGGUAGCUGUUGGUACUGCGGUUUUUUUAACAGCGUUACCCAGUCCGUCGAUUCCACAAGUCGCUUUGGGUAAUUCUUGGCACAAAGAGGAGCAAGUUGCGGAAAUACAGAAGGCUUUGAUUGAAACAGUUAAAAAAAAUCGCGAACUUUAUCGUCUUAAGCCAUUGAUUGAUUUAGAGAAUGGACGAUCAAUGGGAACAUCAGAUACUGAUGAAUCGGAAGAAGAUUUACCCGAUUUUGAUCUGGGUACUAAAGAUGCGUGCAUUCUUGAAAUAGACGACGUAGAAGAUAUGGAUAGAAUUAAUUUAUUAAUGGAUGAUAGUACUCCAGAAGGUUUUCACGUAGUUAAUACGCAGACAAUUCCGGGGCUUGAAGAUUUAGAAAUAGUGAGAAAUUUACAGAUGUUUACACAAAUCUCACGAACUAAAAUCCCAAAUGCAACGCCAAUACCUAUGCUAUCAAAGUACUUGAAUAAAAUUCUUCAAACAAUAUACUUUAAAUUACGGCGUAUGGUUCCUUGUGCUCUCUGUGAUAUGCAAUUUAAAGUUUCUCUCCCUGAGCCAGACGAGGUGCAGGUUUCAGUCGUCGGAAUGGCUUUGGGCCUCGGCGAUCCGAUUAGAAUAAAUAAAUACAAGCGUAAAGUCAUCAACAGCUCGACUAGUCGUGAUUUAUUGACAAAAAAUGACGAUUUGAUUUUUAAUCUCGAUGAAGAUCAAGCGGAGAGUACAAUAUCUGAAAUAAGCAACAAUCAAUUAAUGCCGAUACCAGUUUCGUCGCCAGUAGCCACACAAGCACCGAAAUCGAGACCUAGAUCGCCGUUCAAGGCGAAAAUUCCCAGCCAACACCGACAUAAACAUGUUCCUUUGAAAGAAAGAUACGGUGUAGAUAUAACGCCUUUGUCUUAUCUCCCGGGCGGGAGGAUUGAACGUUACUUAGGAAAUUUAAACUUCUUCUUCAUCAGAGAAAGUACGUCAAUCAGAGAGAACGGCGGACUGAGUGGAUUCACUCACAGCUUUAUUACCGAAGUUUUGGCCAUUGUUCGCGCUCAUAUUACGGCAUUGGGCGGCAAUGCUAUGGUUGCUUUUUUCCUGACGCAGUGUGUACUUCUCCACAGCCCACACAAAAAUCAAGGGCAAUGUUUAAUCAACGUGGGUGGAGAUGUUGUAUCAGUUUCAUACUUUGGCAACGAAAAACACAACCAGAAUUGCUGACAACACCCACCUUACUCCGCACCGCCGUAAGUUUAGUUUUCGAAGUACCGUCGUUACUAUUAUUGUUAUUAUUGAGUUACUAUAUUCCCCCAAAACUCCAUUAGUUAUUCAUUAAUUACAAUCGUCAGUCAGAAACAAUUCGAAUUAUCAUGGAUCCAAUUAAUAGUUAUUGAAAAUUACUCGAAAAAUGGAGAAAAAAAAUGUCAUGGAAAAAUUUUUUGCUAAAAGCAUUUUUUUAUUAAAAAUAAAGUAAUAAUAUACUUAGAAUAAUAAUUAA
Cotesia glomerata is the source of this 6948-nucleotide messenger RNA. RefSeq lists its product as uncharacterized. Gene Ontology annotation, molecular function: calcium ion binding; calcium-dependent phospholipid binding. Gene Ontology annotation, cellular component: plasma membrane. The record is from RefSeq and is a predicted model, not a curated record. The transcript is spliced from 15 exons. Gene Ontology annotation, biological process: positive regulation of protein targeting to membrane; protein localization to plasma membrane; positive regulation of vesicle fusion. The coding region runs from base 258 to 6671 and encodes 2137 amino acids. Lineage: Eukaryota; Metazoa; Arthropoda; Insecta; Hymenoptera; Braconidae.